AUGGCCAGAUUUGCAGCGCAAGGCGAUGCGCAGAUAGUUCAGCGCACUAAGAAAUUUAUCAAAAAACAUCGGAAAUUUACCUUUGUCUGCUGCUGGCCCAUAAUGUUCCAGGGUGGGGUCUUGCGAGCGGACUUGAGAUUUCAGCAUAACCGGCGUUGCGGAACAGGUCGGAAUGGAUUGAUGUCAUUCGGCACGCACACAGCGCAAUGGUUCUUUCGGGGCGGAAUGAUGCAUUUUCGUCGAGCGGUAGAAGGGUCCUGGGGUCCAUGUUCGAUUAAUGAUUCUAUAGAAGAAGAUGCAAAGGAGGGGGACGACAUCGUUCUUGCUCUGUCCAUGGCAAAUUCAACGAGCUGCGGGCGAUUGUAUCAAAACACUAAUUCGAACUUCACAAUGGCACAACCACUCACACUCGCGGCCAUCCUCUCUGCUGCUCGAGACAACACACUCCAAGAACUGUUCGCACCGCCGCCGCCACAGUCACAACCACAACCGCCACCACCACUACAACAACCAGAGCGCGAGCUCCAAAUCUUCUCGGACGGAUCGGUGAGACCUUGGGGUCCUUACGCCGGAUGCGCCAUCGCUCUCUUCUCCCGCGAUGAAGGCAAAUGGCACUGCUGGGCUUUUGCUCUGGGGAGCAUACAAAACCCCAACACCACCGAGCUGCACGGCAUCAACGCAGCACUGGUCGCCUGCCUCGCCCGUGAGAGCGACUUCGACCACUUCACCAUCAGGUCAGACUGCCUGAACGCGCUGGCUGCCGUCCGCUCUCUGCGCCAGAGCGCGACACCAAGCAGCGACCCUCUCAAGCGCACGAUUUUGGAGAGAAUUCGGGGGCUGGAGGAGAUGGGCAAGCAAGUGAGCUUGACCUACGUUCAGGGUCAUAGUGACCAUUACACAUCUGCGGGAAACGGCAUGGCAGAUCACUGGGCCGGUGUGGCCUCUCAAGCGUGCGAGCAGUUCGGUGCGUCCUGGUCGGACUCCUUCUUUGUUUGGGAGGAGCAUUACAAGGAGCACGCUGAUAAUGAUACUUCUCUUGGCUGGCCACACCUGUCUCUCUGUUCUUCAGCUCUCACUCGGUUGGAUAUGUCCAGUACCAUCAGCGGGCUGUGGUCCCUCUCUUGGCUGGAUUCUUUGCCGCCGCCGACUCCUAUCAAGACCUAUGAACAUGUCCAAUACCAUCAGCAGAGUGACAAGAAGUGGCAAAGCACACCAAUUGUGGCCCUUCUCUUUGACCGAGGUCGUUCCCGUCUCCGGCUUCCGUGGAGUAUGCUCCCUCGCUACUUCCCAACUCCAUUUGAGGUCAAUGUGCCCAACCUCGAUCAGCAGAGGCAAUAUCUCUUCGUUGACUUGAAUAACGCUGCUGUUCCCGGCAGACUCCACUUCUGGUGUUUAGUUGUUCCUCAGCCCGAUACGGCCAAGCUCGAUUACCAGAGACUGAAUAGGAACACUCUUGACUCCUCUGAACUGCUCUCUCUCUCUGCGCGCUAUGGAGCUUUUCCAACUACAUAUCAUGAUAGAGUGUCCCUGCGACCCAGCUCUACAUCGUCUCAAUGUCCCUCAGCUUCUCCAGCGAAGCAUCUCGACACACAAGAGGAUGAAUCUAUAGGAAGCCCCUUCGUUCCGCGCUUCUGCGGCUUUGCUCUCGCUCGGCUGCGUAGCUCUCUCUCCUUUCAAGGCGUCGUAGGACACCAAGCAGAGCUUUCCGACAGCACGAGAAAACAUGAAAGAUUCCGAAUGAACGACAUAAAUUCUGUCUGCUACUCAAGUCUCUUCGCUAGUCACAUGUCCAAAACCAUUCAACAGAGCACCCCAACAGUUGAAAGGGCGGGGGAGAAGAUGCAUCAAGGUGGUAUUUCUCCUGACUGGCUUCUCUGCUAA
Messenger RNA from Pseudocercospora fijiensis CIRAD86, 1881 nucleotides. RefSeq lists its product as uncharacterized. The transcript has 15 exons. The coding region runs from base 1 to 1881 and encodes 626 amino acids. The record is from RefSeq and is a predicted model, not a curated record. NCBI's taxonomy places the organism in Eukaryota, Fungi, Ascomycota, Dothideomycetes, Mycosphaerellales, Mycosphaerellaceae. Gene Ontology annotation, molecular function: nucleic acid binding; RNA-DNA hybrid ribonuclease activity.